Messenger RNA from Penicillium griseofulvum, 4491 nucleotides. RefSeq lists its product as uncharacterized. Gene Ontology annotation, molecular function: protein binding. The record is from RefSeq and is a predicted model, not a curated record. The transcript has 5 exons. The coding region runs from base 1 to 4491 and encodes 1496 amino acids. Lineage: Eukaryota; Fungi; Ascomycota; Eurotiomycetes; Eurotiales; Aspergillaceae.
AUGGGAUCAGGAUAUGGAGACAGGCACAAAUCUCUCGUGUCCAUUGCCACCACGAAGUCUCUUAUUACUCGGACCCUCACCCGCAGAGAUACCACCACGGACUGGCGUGGUCAAGAGGCCGUGGUGGACUUGAUAUUUGUCCAUGGAGUCAAUGGAGGCUCUCAAAGCACAUGGACCAAAGAUGGGGAUCCAUCAAUGUUCUGGCCUCGAGAAUGGCUCUCCAAGGAUCAUGCUUUUCAGGAUGUGCGAAUUCACACCUUUGGCUAUGCAUCUGAUAUUGCCCAAGGAUCAGUGCUCAAUAUCCCGGACUUUGCACUAUCACUGCUAUACUCUAUACAUGAUUCGCCUGUAAUUCUGAGAGAGAGCAAGGUACCAUUAAUCUUGGUCGGCCACAGCAUGGGUGGACUGGUUAUCAAGAAGGCAUUUAUUUUCGCCCAUGAUAAUGAGGAAAUGAGGCCGCUUGUUCACAAAAUCUGUGCCAUCUUCUUCCUUGCAACACCACACCAAGGAGCCAAUCUUGCACAGACCCUGAGCCGACUUCUACAGGUAGUGCCAGGGAGCCGGCCGUUUGUUCAGGACCUUUUUCCAGGAUCGCAAGCACUACAAUUGAUCAAUGAAGAAUUUCCGCGUCUUUGUGAUGACCUGAAACUGUUCUCCUUCUACGAAACCAAACCGAUGAACUAUGUCUUUGGUCGAGGGCUGAUCGUGGACAAAACGUCUGCAGUGAUGAACUAUGUCAACGAAAGAAAGAUGUAUCUCAACGCGAAUCACCGGAAUGUCGCACGCUUUACUUCUACGAACGACCCUUCCUACCUCGCAGUUCGGAACUCGCUUGCAGCAUACAUCGACAGCAAACGAUAUCUCCAAAUUUCUGAGACUGGGCAGAUAAAAGAAGAUCAGUUAGAGGUCUUGAAUACAUUUCUUGGGUUUUCUGAAGCCCCAGAAGGAGACUUGAUGAACCAAGAUGACAGUAGGGUUCCAGGCUCGUGUGAUUGGCUCUUAGAAAAGCCCUUUUUUGAGCGAUGGCUGGAUUGUUCCUGUUCCCAACUGCUUUGGCUGCGAGGCCGACCGGGUGCAGGAAAGACCAUUUUAACCGGCCACGUCAUUAACCACCUACGGAACCUGGGGCAAGAUUGCUGUUUCUUUUUCUUCAAGGAGGAGGACAAAUCAAAAGUCACAAUAAAUUCUUUCUUAAGGUCAUUGGCUUGGCAGAUGGCCCGGUUACACGGAGAAAUUCUGUCAGCUGUACUAGACGCCGCGGGGACAUGGCAGGAUGCCACGAUCAGCAAGGCAGAUCAUAAUUCUGUUUGGCAGAGGCUUUAUCUACGAUCUCUGCUCAAAAUUCAUCUAAUCAAACAGCAAUACUGGGUGAUUGAUGCCCUAGAUGAGUCCAAGGGAGGCUCCGAACUGAUGUCUUUUCUGGCAAAGAUGCAGGAGGUCUGGCCAUUGUCCAUCUUGGUGACUUCUCGAUAUCCAAUGACAACCACGGGUUUUAUGAAUCAGACAACUCAAGUCGUGUCAGAGGCGAUCGAAGAGCACGAUACAAAGAAGGAUAUAUUACUUCUUCUGCAAGCCCAGAUUGAUUCACUGCCCACAAGGAACGAUGAUGAAAGAAAAGCUAUGGUGGAUGACAUUUCCGAUACGUCUAAUGGGUGCUUUCUCUGGGUCGACCUAGUACUAAAGGAGCUCCAGCAAGCCAAUACAUCUUCAGACAUCCGGAGAGUACUGGCGAGCAGUUCUGACAGCAUGGAUAAUCUUUAUAGCAAGAUUCUCGCCGAUAUGGCCAACGCUCGGUUCGGCAAGGAAUUGGCGAAAGCCAUUCUUACCUGGACAACAUGCUCAUUUCGACCUCUGUCGAUAGCUGAAAUACAUCCAGUUAUUGAGCUUGGUAUCAAUGACAACAUCAGCGAUAUUGAACGUUCCAUUAACACAUGUUGUCGCAACAUCGCCUAUGUUGACAGCCAAAAAAUGGUCCAGUUAAUCCACUCGACGGCGCGUGAUUUUCUUCUACGUCAGAAUACUGUUUCGGAGUUUGCAAUUGAAAAAUCGAAUGCACAUAGGCAAAUUACUCUGGCGUGUCUUCAGUACCUCUCUAGCAGCGAGAUGAAACCCCCUCGUUCAAAAAAUCUAGGCCUCUUUACAGAAUCCAAGAAGUCCCCGUUUGGAGAUUAUGCAUGUAAAUUUAUCUUCAAGCAUUUGCCUCUCGUUAGGUCGAUGGACGAGGAUAUAUACGUCGCCCUCUCGAAAUUUCUCAUGUCACCCAAUAUCCUGAGCUGGAUUGGAUAUCUCGCGAGGCAUGGAGAUCUGCAAUUGGUGUUUCAUGCUGGGAAGGCCAUCGAGAAUUUGAUGGCUCGGCGCUCCCAGCAUGCAUCCCCAUUGAGUCUGAAGAAAGAUGCACAACUCAUCCAGGGGUGGGGGAAUGAUAUGGUUUAUCUUGUAACUAGAUUCGGUCACCAACUUUCCCUCUACCCGUUGUCAAUUCAACAUCUCAUCCCUCCAUUUUGUCCUCGCAAUUCCACUAUCCGGCAACUGUUUGGCUCAUCUACUAGAGGAGUAUCUGUACAUGGUUUAUCUUUGCAUACUUGGGAUGACUGCUUGUCCACUGUCACGUAUCCCAAAUCGGAGAAGCGGAUUUGGGGUACGUGCGUGGCAACAUCAAACAAGUACAUCGCCAUGAGCAUGGAAAACGGGCAUAUCUUCUUCUACGAUAGUAAGACAUGCCAGGAAUGCAAUGUUAUCCGUCAACAAGAAGGGGUAUUGAACUUGACAUUUGGCGAAAGCGGGAACUAUCUUGCGUCAGCCAGUCUAAAAUCUGUGUCUGUAUGGAGCUUGGAUUCCUGGUCCAAGAUUUGCACUCUUCCAAUCCCAGGGAGGUGCAUGGCCCUGACAUUCAUAGACAAUGACUGUUUUCUGCUUGGUGCACUGAUAAACAAUCAGCUUGUUUGCUGGGAUAUCCAAAACGGCGGUGUCAUUGAGGACGAGCCAACCAACUGGACGCAAGAUUUUGAAAAUAGUGGUCUCCAGUUCAGGCAACCUUGGGGCGCGGCUUUCUCUCCUCUCCAAAACCUCCUGGCGAUAAUCUAUCGCGGGGAGUACCUCAUCUUGUGGAACUUUGAGUUAAAACGAAUCCACGAUAUAUAUGAAAAGAACUCCGGGUCUCUUCAUGAAUCGCUGAAAAAGAGCAACGGAAGCACAACAGUUUGGCACCUAGCCUUCAGCCCUGCCGUCGACGCGAACAUUCUUGUUGCAGCCUACUCAGAUGGAGAUAUUGUGGUGUACGAUACAUCGUCCGGUGGCGUUCGAGGAACUCUAGAGGGGUCUGUGUCCAAAUCGCUCGUCUUCACUUUGGACAAUACCCUACUCCUCGACGUUCGGUUAUACGAGUGCCGGAUUUGGGGCCCUGCGGUGUUGCAGAGACAGGAUAUCGACAACAUCAACAGUGACACGGUAUCUGUCCCAACAAGCUAUCAAGAGAUAGACUAUCAGGUUUCAGAAACAGUGAGCAUCGCAUCUAUUCUCUGCGUCCAGUCUGCCUCGCUUGUGUUCUGUGGAAAGGAGGAUGAAUCCGUGCAUGUCUACGACUUCGCCUCUGAGCUCCAGAGCCAGCAGCUGUUUGUACAAACUCGUGGGAUUUCAGUCACUUUCCUACACUUCGAUGAAGGCAUUCUCACCUGUGCAGACUCCGCCAGCCACGUAGAACCUUUCCUGGAUUUCUACAUCGGGACAAGUAUACGGCAAAUUCUUGGAUGCAGCAAACAUUCAAGGCUUCUUGUAAGUACCGAUUCCGAGGAUACUCUUUGGGAUCUGGCUGUCUCUGGGGAUAAGGCUCCUCUUAUUCGCAAUGAGGUCAAGGCCAAAGGACAUUGGAUUCAGAGUUCCACGCACGCCAAUAAUCUACUCCUUGUGACGCCCACGGGGAUAAUGUCGUACAACUGGACCUCUCUGGAAUGUGUCAACGCUAUUUCUUUGGACCAUCUACUCCAACCCUUCACAAUCAUCGAUCAUGUAACUCCUCUCCGCCACUCUCGUUUCUUUGUGACACUAACAAAAGACGCCUCAUCCACCCAGGCUUCUGUGCCACGGAUACAUGUGUGGGACUUUGGUGACUUCAGCUCGAAUAAAAUAAUUCAAUCCCCUGUGCACAGCUUUGAUGCCGUAUCAUCAAAAUUCGAGGCGGUUAUUGGAACACUUGAUGAACGACUAGUCUAUAUCGACUCUGAGUACUGGGUUUGCUCCACCAAUCUGAAAGAGAGUGAUGAGCCUGCGGCCCGACACUUCUUUAUUCCUAAUAAUUGGUUACCUUCUAUCGACCAGUUGCUACUGGAUCUUGGGCGUGCAGGAGAAAUUAUCUUUGUCAAACGCAAUGAGCUUGUCAUCAUCAAGCGCGGCCUUGAUAUCCGACACCAAGGGAGUUUCAGGGAGUCCAAGAAAGAUAGCUUGACUGUCAAGCAUGUUGAGCUAAUCAGGCCCUCAUCCUCGGGUUCAGUAUAG